AGAUGAACCUGGAUGAGGAUAGUGGCAUGACAGGCAGCUGUGGCAACGGCAAACUGAGGCAGUGGCUGAUCGAUCAGAUUGACAGCGGGAGAUAUCCUGGCCUGGUUUGGGAAAAUGAUGAAAAAAGCAUCUUUAGGAUUCCCUGGAAACAUGCAGGAAAACAAGACUAUAACAGAGACGAGGAUGCUGCGCUCUUCAAGGCAUGGGCAUUGUUUAAAGGAAAAUAUAAAGAAGGAGUCGACAAACCGGAUCCCCCAACAUGGAAAACCAGACUACGCUGUGCUCUUAAUAAAAGCAAUGACUUUGAUGAGUUAGUGGAAAGAAGCCAACUGGACAUCUCAGACCCAUAUAAAGUCUACAGAAUCAUUCCAGAGGGAGCCAAAAAAGGAAUGAAGAUGAAUAUGGAGGAGACACCAUCACAUGUGAAUGCCCUUGGCUAUAUUCCUCCAUAUACGUCUCUGCACAACCAGGUAUCUGGCUAUAUGGUUUCUCAGGAGAGAAGAGACUGGAGGGAUUACUCACCGCCAGAACAACAGGCUCUUCCUCCUCCACAUCACCACGGGCCACAUGCAGAGCUGCAGUACGGUCAGUGCCACUACCCGUCACCAUUCGGCCGGGCUUGGCCGGGGUCACAUGCAGAAAACGGUUUUCAGCUCUCCUUCCACACCUACCUUUCAGAGUCUCAGCCGUCCGUGUAUUCAGUCGACCAGAACAAUGAUUACAGCCUGCAUGUGUCCCUAUACUACAGAGAGUCUUUGGUGAAGGAGGUUACCACCACUAGCCCAGAAGGUUGUCGGAUCACCUCUCCUUCCUCCUCCUCUCCGACGUCUUCCUGCUCUUCUUCUCCGUGCCCAGAGGACAAGCUUCACAGCGGGGCAGAAGUCAUCCUCUUUCCAUUCCCGUACCCCGAGUCUCAGCGGCAGGGUGCUGAGAUGCUUCCUAAUGUCCUGGAGAAAGGGGUGCUUCUGUGGAUGGCGCCUGAUGGGUUAUACGCCAAACGCCUCUGCCAGGGACGAGUGUACUGGGAAGGACCUCUGGCUCCAUAUAUGGAUAAACCCAACAAGCUGGAGAAGGAGCAGCCAUGCAAACUGUUUGACACCCAGCAAUUCCUUGUUGAGCUUCAAGAUUAUGCCCAUAAUGGCCGACAUUUACCAAGACACCAGGUGGUGCUUUGUUUUGGAGAUGAGUACCCCGAUCCACAGCGCCCGAGGAAGAUGAUCACAGCACAGGUGGAGCCAGUGUUCGCCAGGAAACUGGUGUACUAUUACCAGCAGAACAAUAGCCACUACCUGCGGGCUUUUGAUCACAUCCAGGAACAGAACACACCUCCAACAAUCGACUUUCCCUUGCAGAGACCUCCUCAGCAUAUUCAGGAGUGACAAGCAUACACACACACACACAUGCACACACACACACACACACACACACACACACAGACCACCUGGGAGAUCUGUUUAUGGAAUCGAGCAGAGACACUCGUAUGAGGGCAUGAAUCUGAAUGUAAACCGCUGACCAUUUCUCACGCCCUAUGACUGCAGUGCUGUGUACUGUAAAUGGUAGAAGCUGUCAUGGUACUGAGGGGUAGAGAUGGGGAAGACCCCGCUGUUUUCACUUGUACACCUAUGCAUGGUAGUCUUUGUGUCUGACUGUGGAGUAAUGUUUUUUUUCUCGCUCUCUACAAGUAUUAUUGUGACAGUGUGAAGGAUGCGGUUUGAGGGUGGGGGGAUGAGGGGAGCUGAGGGCGACUGAGACAGGAAGUACUAGCACAGGUGCACAGGAAGAAUGGCCUCUAAGACAAACACUGAUACGUGAAAGGGACAAAACAGAGCAUGAAUGAACAAUUAUUGCUUUUUUUUUACAGUGUGAUUGUUGGACUCAAACACUGAAAUAGCACACGGUAAUCGACAUGCAAAAUAACAAUAUUUGCUUCGGUGCGCAAGUAAACAGUCAACAAUAUCAGUGUUUGGGCCGUAGUAGACCUCAAUUUUGGGUUUCAUUGCAAAAACAAAGAGCUACAACUGGAGUUUGAGAGACAUAGAAGGUAUCACUGGUCUGGUGGUGUAGUACAGGAAGUUGUUAUCACAAAUUGUUUAUCUCUUGGCAGCUACAUAUGUUGCAGGACACAUUUGAACACACUUGAAAAUCUCUUUCUACUGAACUACUAAAAUAUCUUACUCCUUUAAAUGAUGUCAAACUCAACAAAACACCUUCAAGAGGUCAUAAGAUAAUCAAAGAAGUCACCAGAUGAUUACAGAAAUAGUAUUUUUAUUUUAUUUUAUUAUUGGCUGCAUAAAAUCAUGGAGAUUCAUUUUCUCUAUUCAUUGUUUGUUUCUUUUCUCUUGUUUAAUUGGAACAUAACAUCAUAGUUUCACAGCAUUUGAAAGUACACAAACAUGUCCCGUUUUAUACAAUGGAAACCAUUUAUAGUGAUCAUGGCUUGGGACAGUAUGUUCUAUACAAAUUGUGUUUAAAUAAUUUGCUUAAAAUCAAAUAGUUCACUUACAGUGCAAACGUAUGGACAUAUAUGGAACAUACUGAAAAAAAUGUAUAAUGUUCAAAUUAAUGAUAAUUUGAACAGUAGUUUAUACUUUAUAUAUGGUAGGCCUACUGUAUUGUAUUAGCGUCUUUGAAAUAUACCGGUAGAGUAAUUUUAUUUUUUACAGUAGGUGGAUUUUAGCUGUAUUGUAUUUUGAAAAGUCAAUAAAAGUCAGUAUAUAGGCCAUUUUGGUACUUUAUAUUCAUGUAAUAAAUAUCCAAAUGUUAAUUAGCUGGUAAACCACAAACCAGAUUCAACAGAUUGAAUUGUUUUUUUGUAGCAUAUGUGACAUAAAGCUCACAUAUAUUAUUGGACAUGUUCAGCAUCUUGAAGAAUUCAAGUGCAUAAUAGUGCGACAGAAGUACAUUUCGAUAAAAAAAAAAAAGUAUGCAGAAGUGCAUUUCUAAGCACUACGAGCUGAAGAUUUUCAGUUUAAAAAAUUACAUUAAAUCUUUCUGCAAUUUAGUAUUACAGUAUUUUAUCUAGUAUAGAAGGAUAUCAUUGUUUGUUCCUUGCAUUUUCUUGUAAAAUAGCCUACUGCAUAAUAUUUUUGCUUCAUGUCUUUGAAACUAUGAUUUGAAAACUCAAUCCUGAUUGAACUGCUAACAUUUAUUGACGUGAAACUUGUGAUAAUGGGUUGCAAAUAGACAUGGCUUUGUAUUAUAUUCUCAAAAGCAAAAAAAGGUUGGAGACCACUGGCUUAUAACACAUUAUCAGACAAAAUGUUUGUUACCAGAAAGCGUGGGAGGCCUUGACCUAACUGGACUGAGUAACUGGAAAAAUGUCACUCAUCCCGUAACUCGCAAAAAAACAAAAAUGUACCUGUUCCUCUUAACCUGAAACUUUAGGCUUAACAAACGGGAAGAAAAACUACCUUUGUGGUCUGCGUGCAAGUUCCACCAGGGAGGAGCUCCCGGUUCCCAAGCCAGAGAUCUCCUGAGUUCCUGAGAUACAGUUAGAGGUUCACACACUGGACGUAACGUCCAUGCAAAAGCUUCUCUAAGAUCCUAAAAACCUACAGAUGAAUGUGCAUAUAUAGGAUGUAAAAUAGUGAGAAUUAUGCUAUUAUUCACAUUGUUAAAGUCCUAAAGAGUGAUGGUGCAGCAGAAGGGAUAAAGGUUUGGCUAUGUUUUUCUUGUGUGGUCCAGAGUUUCGAUCUCUGCAUUUACUUCCUUCACACUUAAACCGCAUCACUUUCACAAUAGCUUCAAAAGUCUGACCAAAAUCACAGGCUGGAAUGUUUUUCUUUUGUGUGUGUGUGUGUGUGUGUGUGUGUGUGUCUGAACCAUAAAUCAUCCCAGUCAGUCUGAUUCUGUACUGAGUGAUUUUUUGUUUCACAUUGCUUCAAAGU
Centropristis striata (black sea bass) is the source of this 3887-nucleotide messenger RNA. RefSeq names its product interferon regulatory factor 4a (gene irf4a). Bases 3 to 1379 code for a protein of 458 amino acids. The record is from RefSeq and is a predicted model, not a curated record. Gene Ontology annotation, cellular component: nucleus. Lineage: Eukaryota; Metazoa; Chordata; Actinopteri; Perciformes; Serranidae. Gene Ontology annotation, molecular function: DNA-binding transcription factor activity, RNA polymerase II-specific; protein binding; RNA polymerase II cis-regulatory region sequence-specific DNA binding. Gene Ontology annotation, biological process: immune system process; regulation of transcription by RNA polymerase II. The transcript has 8 exons.